GCAUCUAACACCCUGACUGUAGUGCAGGCUGCCAACCAUUUGUCGAGGAGGUGGAGUGUGGUCAGAGUAGUACCUGGAGUGUGUCACUCUCUUGACUGCGUUUACAUUUCUCCAUCAUCACUCGCUGCAUAGUUGUCAUACUGGACGUCUGAAAAGUCUAUGACGUGUGUUUAGUGACUGGGAGUGUUUGAAGCCACUCACCCGUCUGUUGCUCCAGGCUGCCGACUCCUCCUCACUGUGACGGCAGCUGUGAGUAACAUCUAGGUAGCCACGGCGGGCGUCUGUCACCAUGGAGAGCCAACCGUCACAACUCAGUGUGGUGUCGACGCGUAUCUGGAUAAAUAGUUCGAAUGAACGAGGUGAUUCAGAUAACUAGAAUACUUGUGGUGGCGCGGUCAGUGUUGUGUCAACCCAUUGCGUUAAUCGUAGUUGGUGGCCCGUCGUGGUAGGUAGCCCGGUCAUGUCCCGAGUGAUGAGAGUCCACCCCUGAUACGUCACCAGGACUUAUGAAAUACGAAUACAGUGUAAGUCAGAGCCGUACCAGAGCAUAUUGGGAAGUCAUUAAAGACCGAAAAGUGUUGGUAGAAUAUUGUCAGUGUAAUAACCGUGUUUAAAAGAGUGGAUAUAGUGAGUGGGCUGCAUGGAGUGUGUGGUGGAGGCCGACACCCUUCAGGAGGACGGUCAGCGGGCGUAAUGAGGAGAGCGGGAGGUGUGUGCAGGGCUCCCGCCGCCGUCUUGGGAGUCCUACUGCUGUUGGCUGCUCUCUCCCGCGCCGCCGCUAUUCAUGGAGUCUCAUCCUUGUCACAGCACCACAACCAACACAGCGACCCUCCACACACCACAGCAGAACCCCCCAGCGACCCUCCAUACACCACAGCAGAACCCCCCAGCGACCCUCCACACACCACAGCAGAACCCCCCAGCGACCUCCACACACCAGCAGAACCCCCCAGCGACCCUCCACACACCACAGCAGAACCCCCCAGCGACCCUCCACACACAACAGCAGAGCCCACCGGCUACUCUGUGGCACCCACAGAGCCCACGCCCACACGUAUGGCAUCUGCCACAGGGGAGCCCCAGAUGAACACGAUAGAGAAUGAUGUACAAGACGACACGAGCAGUUCUCUUUCUGAAAACAUUAAAGAUCCAGGACUCAGCGGUGAAGAACAACACUCGAGAGAAGCGAGUGUCUCCACCACCGACCAGACUCCCAACACCACUUUCUUCGGUGUUGUGACUGGGCAGCCCACGACGUCACGAGGGACGAAAGGGAUAGCGAGAUGUUUUUGGGUCUGGUUGUCACAAUAUUUUGAAACCCCAACUUUGGAUUUCCUCGACCCACUGCCGCGUCACCUCCCACCACGUAUUGCCGACGAACAUUCUUUAGCUGUGAGUGAGGUAAGAUCCCUGGAGAAGGAGGUGAGAGAUGGGAGAGCCAACCUUCCUGUUGGGUGUAACUUCUUGAUGAUUCAGGAGGGCACCGUCUUCUGUACAGGCAACAACAUCACCAAGAUCCCAGAGUUUGGUGAGGCGCGACACAUCAAGAUUCUUCACUUUUCCGGGACGGGGAUCAAGAUGGUGACUAGUAUGGAUCCUUUACCAAGGUCCCUUAAAUCCCUCACUCUCUCUGAAGGGCAGCUGAUGAUAUUCGAGGGUUGUAGGUUCUUCCAGAUCGCCGGGCUGGAGUUCCUGUCCCUCGAGUACAAUACUCUCUCUAGCUGGAGUUUUGUCUUCGCCUUCUACUCCAAGGACGCCCCCAUGGCUAUUACCAUCAAGACCCUCAACCUCCAGAACAACCUCAUCAGUUAUCCACCAGAACCUGUCGGGGGGAACGAGACGGUGCUGCCUUACCUGGAGGUGUUAGCCAUGAACAACAACCCGCUGUGUAACCUGCCAGCCAAGCUCUUCAAGCCCCUGAGGGAGAGCCCUGUCAAGAGCCUCUUCCUGAGAAACUGUUCCAUUGGCCAGUUCUCACACGUAGAAGGGUCACCGCUGCAGUACCUGAAGGGGCUGGAGAUUCUGGAUCUGAGCAAGAACCACGGUCUGUCCCCGGAGGAGUUGGAGGAACUACUGCAGCCGCUGGAGAGAGGCAACCUGAGGGAACUGUACCUCAGCAACAACAACUACGGCCGCGUCCCUACAGGAGCUCUGGAACUAGUGAACGAGACUCUGGAGAUCUUAGACUUGCACGGGUCGGCUUUUGAGUGUCUGGACAACAGCUCCUUCCCUGUUAUGAACAAAUUGGUCACGCUCAACCUCAUGUACUGCCGGAUUAAUACGGUGCAGUACGAUACCUUCGAUGGCUUCCCUUCAUUGAGAGAACUUUACUUAGACAGCAAUGGACUGGUUACUGUGCCUCCUGACGUCAUGUUACCCACUCUCCACGUGUUGACUCUGAGUGACAACCCUCGUAACACAGGCAGCGGAGGACCUCAAACGUUUAACAUGGACGAGGUAAUCUUCAGGAACCUCGACUUUCUCACCAAUACCUCCUUUGAUAGGGUGCCGCUGGGACAGGUGAGAGAAUCGUACUUCAACACUCUACACAAUCUUCAGUUCCUACACCUGUCUACCUGUUGUAUUACUCACAUCGACCCUAACAGCUUCAGGAAUUUAUCCAAACUGGAGAAACUGUACCUGAACGAGAACAGCAUCCAGGUCCUGUACAACGACACCUUCUCUGGCCUCACCAGCCUCACCUACCUCGACCUCUCAAACAACAAGAUAGUCUUCCAGUACAAUAAUGAUUUCACCAACAGUCCCUCAACACUGUCAUUAGAGGCGGCCGCUGGUCCCUCCUCCUCCUCCUCCCGCCGUGUCCCGCCUCACACUCCCGUCAAUAUGGUCAGAUUGACUCAACAAAAUGGUCGUCACAAGCGUCACACUCAAGAGAUCGAUAAAUUACUCGACAAUGGUUAUUCGACGACCUGGGUGACGGUGAUCAAGAGGAGUACUAGUAGCGUGAGGCAACAGCAACAGGCCCAGACACCCCUUGGGGCUCGCGGUGCACAACCUAAAUUUUAUCUUCCGUUUCAAGGACUCCACUCUGUCUCACACCUUGAUUUGUCAGAAAAUGAAAUACGGACAAUAAUUCCUGAGCUAUGGGAGGACCUCCAUGAACUGUCUUAUCUGAAUCUGGACUCUAAUAACAUCGCCGCCUGGAAUGUACCUAACUUCUACAACCAAACUAAUCUGUCAGUACUCUCACUACAGAGGAACUCACUCAUUCACCUGACGAAGGCAAUGGUUAAGGAUUUCAGUACAGAUAGCCUGGUGACGGUGGACCUUCGCUUCAACGUGUUCCAGUGCGACUGUACCAUCGCCAGCCUCAACAACACACUCAACAAAACGCACUUCGUUUCGUGGUCAUCUUAUCAGUGUUCUGAAGAUGGCGACCUGAUCUUCUUUCUUGACUACAUCGUCAACUCCACCUGCCAGGACACACCAAACAAACCUACCAACCUGACACCCAUCAACACCACCACCACCAUCCUCGUCAGUAUAUCCGUCACGCUGUCUCUUCUCCUGGUGGCGGUAACAGUGUACAGGAAGCGCUGGUACGUUCGGUAUGUGAUGUACAAUAUACGGGUGAGGAUGGCGGUGCAGAAGGAGGACUCAGACCAGUACCUGUAUGACACCUUCGUCUGCUACUCCCAGGCCGACCGUCAGUGGGUGUUCGAGCAUCUCUUGGUCAAACUGGAGGAUGGUGGAAGGUACCGGGUGUGUGUGCACGAGCGAGAUUUCACAGUGGGUCAAGAGAUAACUCAGAACAUUAUCAACAGUGUCGAGCGUUCACGUAAGGUGAUCGUGGUGCUGUCGCCGUCCUUCGUGGAGAGCAGCUGGUGUAUGUUUGAGCUACAGAUGGCCACCAACAAGAUACUGGACGAGAAGAAGAGUAAGUUAAUCCUGCUGCUGCUAGAGGUCAUCCCGUCGGGGAGUCAACCUAAGAAACUCCGGCUGUUGCUCAAGACCCGGACCUACCUGGCCUGGGUGACGGACGCCGAGGGGCAGAAGUUGUUUUGGUCAAGGUUACUGAAAGCCAUAACCAAACCUCUGACCACUGAGCCGCCCAACUCCACGUCCUACAUGUAGCAUCGAGCCUUUCCCGCUGGGCCAGGUCUCACCCAGCGCUCACUUUAUGGAGAUUACCUCAAGAUAAACACUGCCGAUACCUCUUGAGCAUUAUAGAAUAUUAGUUUGGGUACCACGAUACCCACAAGUGACUGAAAAUGGGGGAAUGUGAGACCGCGUAAGUACAAAGAAUGUGAGAUAAUAAGAUAAUAAGGGACUUCUAAUACAUUCCAUGGCAUAAGGAAGUGAUCAUACCCGUCUCGACCAAUCACAUCAUGGGGGUGGGGGAGGGGAAGGAUGUAUAACCUGCCAAUUAGAGACACAAAGGCUAAUGGGCGACCUGGUGUCUCCUCCCUGGCACCACUGCUCACCACUUCCCUCCUCUCAUCAAGACCUAUACCACUCCACCCAUGUACUCUGGGCUCUCAUAGACUCCAGUUUGUGUUAUGAUCAUGUACAAUACAGUGUGGUGUUUACACCCGUACAGUAAGGUCAGUGUAUAGAUAGCAGUGGUGUCCUUAAAAUAAAGACCCACUUAUAUAUAGGAAUGUGCCAUUUAAGUUUAAAAGAGACUUAAUUGUACUACAGUAGAUGGGGGUAAGGGUUUAUAGGAUCACAUGAAGAUUAAACACCCUAAUGCUAACCUAACCUAACCUAACCUAACCUAACCUAAUCUAACCUAACCUAAUCUAACUCCCCAGUUCUUCAGCGUUGGUAUAGAAUGUUACAAGUUCUUAAUGAUAUAAUUAUAUACUCUUGUAGACGAGCCUUGAAGGAUGGCAUUAAGAAAAAGAGAAACGUGUGUGUGUGUGUGUGUGUGUGUGUAUGUGUGUGUGUGUGUGUUUGUGUGUGUGUGUGUGUGUGUGUGUUUGUGUGUGUGUGUGUGUGUGUGUGUGUGUUGGAUGAAUGGAUGGUUCUCCUCCGGCUGUGGUGUUAUUACAGUACACAGAGACACGCUGCCUCUAUACUACCCAACCUAACCUCAUUCUACCUUAGACCUAUUUUUACCCUACACUGUCCUCACUCUCUCCUCACUCUAACAUCACUCUCUCCUCACUCUAACAUCACUCUCUCCUCACUCUAACAUUACACA
Homarus americanus (American lobster) is the source of this 5167-nucleotide messenger RNA. Its product is annotated as toll-like receptor 13. Gene Ontology annotation, cellular component: membrane. Gene Ontology annotation, molecular function: protein binding; transmembrane signaling receptor activity. The record is from RefSeq and is a predicted model, not a curated record. The coding region runs from base 694 to 4095 and encodes 1133 amino acids. The transcript has 11 exons. Gene Ontology annotation, biological process: immune response; toll-like receptor signaling pathway. Lineage: Eukaryota; Metazoa; Arthropoda; Malacostraca; Decapoda; Nephropidae.